AGUUCCCUCUGGCUGUAGGGCUGGAGGUUUUAAUGGUGGGCUCGCGCUCGGUGGCGGAUUAUGAGCGGACGCAGAAGGGGCAGAUUUGCGGGGGGUUUUAAUCGAUAUCGGUGCCGAAUGUAACUGAGGGAAGUUUGAGCCGACGGCGCUGACGGUUCUGAGGGAUAUCUAGGACGGGUUUUUGCUGGAGUAAAAAAAAAAACAAAAAAACAACCGUCUAUACACAGACACACACACAUAUAUAUGUGUAUGUGUGUGUUUUGGCGAGAGAAGGAAAGUGGAAACGGUCUGGAGAGAAGGAAAAGCGGUGGAAAAGACAGGAAAGAGGAAGAGGAAGACUGCAAAGACGGGAUUGUGAUAAAGUGGCCUCGACGCAUUGGACUGUACCAGCGGAGAUUGCAGAUUGUUUCUCUUUGCUAGCUAGCACUGGCUAGCUAGCAUAACUGACUAGCAUAUCUGACUGACCUGGUAGCUCACUCACUAACUAUCUGUCUGACUACCUAUCUAUCUCUCUUUCUAUCUGACUUCUCCACGGUGGAUCACUGGGUUACCGAGGUAUGGUUAGAAAGAGCUAGUUGAACCUAGCGUACCGGAAACCAGGAAUCAACUCGUACGUGGAGUCGGGAUCAGAGGUCUGAGGUGUGAAAAGAGCAGAACCAAGGGAUUUCCUUCUCCUUCCUUUUUUCUUUCCUUCCUGACUCCAGGCCUGCAAUCAUGGGCAACGCGCCCACCGCCAAGAACAAGGGCAGCGAGAUGGAGAGCGUGAAGGAGUUUCUCAUGAAAGCCAAAGAAGAUUUUCUGAAGAAAUGGGAAAAUCCAGCACAGAACACUGCCUCUCUGGAACAGUUCGAGAGGCUAAAGACGCUGGGUACAGGCUCCUUCGGGCGAGUCAUGCUGGUCAAGCACAGAGAAACGGGACAGCACUUCGCCAUGAAGAUCCUUGACAAACAAAAGGUGGUGAAGCUGAAACAGAUAGAACACACGCUGAAUGAGAAACGCAUCCUGCAGGCUGUUAGCUUCCCGUUCCUCGUCCGGCUGGAGCACUCCUUCAAGGACAACACUAACCUGUACAUGGUAAUGGAGUACGUUCCAGGAGGUGAGAUGUUCUCUCACCUGAGGAGAAUCGGCAGGUUCAGUGAGCCUCACGGCUUCUAUGCUGCUCAGAUAGUCCUGACCUUCGAAUACCUUCACUCGCUCGACCUCAUUUACCGAGAUCUUAAGCCUGAGAACCUGCUCAUCGACCAGCAGGGCUAUAUACAGGUGACGGAUUUUGGCUUCGCCAAGCGUGUAAAGGGCCGGACCUGGACGCUGUGCGGCACUCCAGAGUACCUGGCUCCUGAAAUUAUCCUCAGUAAAGGCUACAAUAGAGCGGUGGACUGGUGGGCUCUGGGCGUGCUGAUUUACGAGAUGGCUGCCGGAUAUCCCCCGUUCUUCGCCGACCAGCCCAUUCAGAUCUACGAGAAGAUCGUCUCGGGAAAGGUGCGCUUCCCUUCUCACUUCAGCUCGGACCUGAAGGACAUGCUGAGGAACCUCCUCCAGGUGGACCUGACCAAGCGCUUCGGCAACCUCAAAAAUGGCGUCAACGACAUCAAAGGCCACAAGUGGUUCGCCACCACGGACUGGAUCGCCAUUUAUCAGAGGAAGGUUGAAGCCCCCUUUAUCCCGAAGUGCAAAGGUCCGGGCGACACCAGCAACUUCGACGACUAUGAGGAAGAGGAAAUCCGGGUGUCCUUCACGGAGAAAUGCGGAAAAGAGUUCGCAGAGUUCUAGAGUCGGCCUGGAGAGGUGGAAGCUGGGAGGGAGGGAGCGACGGAGCGAUACGGACGGUGGAGACAGGGCGGGAGAGAGGGGGAGAAUUGAGUGAGAGGAGGAGAGAGAGAGAGAGAUGAUGAUGAGGAUGAACUGAAGUUGAGUUUCUAAUCAGUAAACAGUGAGAACAGCAACAAUGUAGAGCCCCCCCUCCCUCCAUCCCCAUUCUGUACACACACACACACACACACACACACACACACACAUUGCGAAGAGGGGGUUUACUAUAAAAUUGUCCCAAGAAAGCCAGCAGUGUUGCCUUUCAAGAUCGUUUAUCAUUUCUUCUUAGAGUUAAUUAUAAUUAUAUAUUUAUCCUUUUUUUUUUUUUUUUUUUUUAUCUCGUAGCGAAAUUCAUCGUUUCUUUAUGCUUUCUCUCACACACACACACACACACACACACACACACACAGCUUCGUCUCUGGUACCGUGUCCAACAUAACUGCAGCUCAGCAUUUUUUAUUUUAUUUUUUAUUGCUUCUCUCUCUCUCUCUCUCUCUCUCUCUCUCUCUCUCUCACUCUUUCUCUCACACACUUUCAUCUGUUUUUUGUUUUUUUGUUUCCCUAUGUUGAAUUUUUUUUUUAUUGUUGUAUUUAUUUAUUUUUCUCCAUCUUUCCAUCCCAGAUCUGUCCAUGCAAUACCAGCAAACAUUUGUUUUAUUGGAGAGGAGGGGAGCCAAUACUUUUACCCCCUUUAAAUGUGGAAAUCAUCACAAAACACUUAUUCGGGAAGCGCUCGUACUUCCUGUUUGUCCACGUUUGCUUUUAUUAGGGUUUUUUUUUCCUGAAACGAGGGGUGAAGCUGCACCGGGUUUCGAUUCGAACGGCACGAACGUGUCAAAACUUCGGCGUUGGACGUUUCUUUUUUUAAGUCGUCGGUGGUUUUAGAGUUUGGAUGAAUUCCUUUUCGACUGGAAACUUUGAAAACCCUGAACUCCGAAAACAAGCCAACUUUCUGAAAGGUGACAGGCGUACGUAAAAGGGGGCGGGGCUUCACUCAACGACGGGUAAACCUGUUGCUAGGCAACAUCACGUGCUUAGCGAAUAACGGAACCGAAGGGAACCGGAUGAUGUUCCUCCCACCGAGUUACGGUCCGCUUCCGUGUGACGUAUCGCAGACUCUCGUUAUUCAAAGAACCUGAAGAACAAGUGCGUGUUUUCAUUUUCGUUUCAUGAGCUGCAGCUUUCUUUCCAUCUUCCACUUUUUGAAGGUCUUCAGGCUGCGUGCAUGUGUGUGUGUGUGUGUGUGUGUGUGUGUGUGUGUGUGUGUGUCUCUCCUGGAGGACCUUUUGGAGGACCUUUAUCAUCCUGCGCUUCGUCUUUCACUCUUUGUCGGAAGAGAAACGGUCCUCGUCCCGAUCCGUCAUUCUGUAGGAUUUGGAGAAGAUCGGCUCGUUUAGCUCUUCGCUCUAAGCUUCUUCGAUCUCAGUCUUUUCAGACAGUUCGGAUGCUCAUUCUGUUGUUUACGAUAGAAAACAAGCCGCACAAAUAAAGGGCCCGGGAGGACGUUUGAAAAGAAGCCGGUGCGCUUUCCUGCCUCGUAUGUGCCGUACUGGAGGUUUAGUUCUCCCAGGAUGCUGGUAGAACGUGUGUGUGUUGGGCGUGGCUACAGGGAUACGGUCUGAGAAGGAUAUACGUGAAGAAAAAUUGCGGAAUAGACGACAGGACAUAGCUUGGGUCAAUGUCAGGGUCGGUCCGUUAUCAUGAUAUGUGGAAAAGAUGGUUCUGAUAAAUCCAGGUGGUGCUUCUGCAUAAUUGAUGAUAAAAGCGUCCCACACACACACACACACACACACACACACAGCAACCAAAGAUCUACAAAAAAAAACACUCAGACGCACCACGAGUGAGGACAUAAAUAAUGUAGGGUUCUCCCGUCAUGCGCUCCGUAUUCUCCUCCGUCCUCCUCCAUCCUCCUCUCCUUCAGUUAUAUCAUCAUCCAGCUUCUCCUGCAGGACAUUCACACGUCCGUUCACCUGCGUACGCGUCCACGUCCCCCGCACUCUUUAUCAUCUCCUCGUUUUCAAAAUCACAGCCAGGAAAAGAAUCACGCCCACAAACUCCACCAUCAUGAGUGAUCUUUUUAUUUGUUUUUGAUUUCGCUCAUAUUUUUCUCUGUGUCUUUUUCAAUAACGAGAAACUUUUGUCCUUCCAACGCUGGUGAUGGUGUGGUCUAAUCGUACCUCCUUUUUUUUUUUUUCUUUUUCUUUUCCACGGGAAACAAUACUGUAUAUUCUGCCUUUAACAGUCUUAAUUAUUUUACCUUCUGGAGAACUUGAUGGAGAGAAAAAAAAUAUCCCUGUAAGACACAUGGAGUAUGUUUAAAAAAAUAUAUAUAUAUAAAUAAAUAAAAAAAAAAUACACAGAA
Molecule: messenger RNA, 4174 nt
Organism: Silurus meridionalis
Lineage: Eukaryota; Metazoa; Chordata; Actinopteri; Siluriformes; Siluridae
Gene: prkacaa
Product: protein kinase, cAMP-dependent, catalytic, alpha, genome duplicate a
Biological process (GO): peptidyl-serine phosphorylation
Cellular component (GO): nucleus; cAMP-dependent protein kinase complex
Molecular function (GO): cAMP-dependent protein kinase activity; protein kinase A regulatory subunit binding; ATP binding
Source: RefSeq, a predicted model, not a curated record